Molecule: messenger RNA, 1271 nt
Organism: Calliphora vicina (urban bluebottle blowfly)
Lineage: Eukaryota; Metazoa; Arthropoda; Insecta; Diptera; Calliphoridae
Gene: Dera
Product: deoxyribose-phosphate aldolase
Exons: 3
Coding region: 89-1054 (321 amino acids)
Biological process (GO): carbohydrate catabolic process; deoxyribonucleotide catabolic process
Cellular component (GO): cytoplasm
Molecular function (GO): deoxyribose-phosphate aldolase activity
Source: RefSeq, a predicted model, not a curated record
UAACCAAAACACACACAUUCUACUAUUAAGCACUAAAGUUAACAUUUUAAAAAAUAGCACACAAAAAACUAUAAAACAAAAAAGCAACAUGAAAGUUAAUAAAAUUCUGCCAUUUGACAGUACUUUGCUCAAUGCCACCAUUUCACUAAGACAAUUGGAAGAAAUCUCUAAAGAGAUUUCCAGCCGUGGCCAGGUCUCUGGUUUGAACGAAGUUGUUUGGGCUCUAAAGGCACUCACACUCACCGACUUGACUACAUUGGCGGGAGAUGACACACAGGCCAAUGUAGCCCGCCUCUGCCAUAGAGCAGCAUACCCCUUUCCAUUGCAUCUAAUAGAAACAACCAUAGAACAGACUUUGCACAAACAAAUACAUACGGGAGCAGUUUGUGUUUAUCCAGCACGUGUAGCCGAUGCUCGCAAAACAUUCGAACAACUAAAAUGUUACGAUGAGAUUCCUAUAGCGGCUGUAGCCACUGGCUUUCCUACAGGACAAUAUGGUCUGAAAACACGUUUAGAAGAAAUAACAUUCGCUGUUGAGGCAGGAGCUAGGGAAAUUGAUAUUGUUAUAAACCGUCAAUUGGCUUUGACCGAACAGUGGCAGGCACUGUACGAUGAAGUGUGUGAGAUGAGAAGAGCGUGUGGGGAAAAUGCCCGCAUGAAGACCAUAUUAGCUAUUGGUGAAUUAGGCUCAAUGGAAAAUGUCUACAAGGCCUCCAUGGUCUGCAUGAUGGCUGGUGCCGAUUUCAUUAAAACCUCAACAGGCAAAGAGUCUGUAAAUGCCACUAUACCCGUAGGUUUAGUUAUGAUCUGGGCCAUUCAGGAAUUUCUACGUAAAACUGGUCAAAUAGUUGGCUUAAAGCCAGCCGGUGGAGUGCGUACUGUACGCGAGGCAAUAGCCUGGAUGACAUUGGUUAAAGAAACAUUGGGAAUGCAAUGGCUGCAACCAUCACUCUUCCGUUUUGGUGCAUCUGGUCUGUUAGAUGACAUUGAAAAAGUGGUGCGUAAGGGACUGGCCGGGCAAGAUGUACAGACAAAUGCUGCUGCGGCGUAUUAACAUGAAUUUAUGUAACAAUUGCAUUUAAAAGAAAUAAUAAAAAAGAAGUUAUUUUUUUCCUAUUAAUCUAUGUAUUUAUAAAUAUGUAAAGAUAUUUGUGUGUAUUUUUUUUUUUAUUUGGACUUUAAAUUGUACAUUUUAAUUUAUUUAUUAUAUACAUAAGUUAUUGUUGACUUAUUAAAUUCAGUUUGAAAUACAUACUAUUAUUCUAAUUUAA